Messenger RNA from Serpula lacrymans var. lacrymans S7.9, 893 nucleotides. RefSeq lists its product as uncharacterized. NCBI's taxonomy places the organism in Eukaryota, Fungi, Basidiomycota, Agaricomycetes, Boletales, Serpulaceae. The transcript has 9 exons. The record is from RefSeq and is a predicted model, not a curated record. Bases 1 to 609 code for a protein of 202 amino acids.
AUGUAUUUUGGCAAAAUCGUUUUGACCUUUUUAUGUUCGGCCGUCUCUGGCUUUGACCACAACCUCGUUGAUAUUGAGAGUUUGGAAUCAAAUUCGGGGAACUUGGACGCGCCUGUAGGGUCGACAACGGUGCAAUUCGUCUUCGAUAGAAGAGGGGGGCGAAAAACAAAUGUGGGAGUAAAACAGGGAAAAGCUGGACCCGUGGGCCUUAUUGAAAGACUGAGGGACCUUGGUGAAUGGAUUUCUGUCGAUUUGGGCCGCAUAUACAACCGAGCGAGCCCAGAAAUGACCGGCAUCAUCGUUGACGCUUUUAAAAAUAAGCAAGAACUUGAAGCAUUGGAGCAGCGGAACAAAACCGAAAAGACGACACAUGUUUUGGAAUGGUUCUGCAAUUUCUGGUCACACUGGGUCACAGCGGCACUCACAGACCAAAUCAGGCGGAGCUUACAAGUCAAAUUCCGCCAGGUCACACCAAGUCCUGACGCUGGUGGUAUGUGCGACGCUUUGAGGCCCCAAUCAGCUCAAUAUUGCAAUAUUCCCAGCACGAGAUCUGGUCAAAUCUGGCCAUCUUUCCCUCAAAAUUCACACUUCUGGAGUUUAAGAGCAUAGUGUCGGCUACCUGUGCAGUGAUCGUUGAGCCUCUGGAGGCCCAAGUGCAUAUCUCUUACCGGUUGCAUCCGGUGUCCAACGAUAGUAUCAGUCAAAAGAUACUAACAAUCCUGAACUCCCUCGAUUGCGAAGGUGUAUCUUUAAACGACGAGGAAGGUCUGGAUAUUAACGCGCCAGACUGCCGAAGGUGCCUGUACGGGAACGGAUCUCGUCCGCGGUCAACUCCUCAAGCAAAGACCACGCCCCUCGGUGUUCAGCGCCAUGGACAUUGUUGUCCCCCAUAA